AACCACGCCGCGUCAAAGAGAGUCUGUGCUCUGGUUGUCUCUGUGUUCUUUGAUUGUCAAAAUGCGUCGCUAAACCCAGAUAUUCAUCCUUCGUUGGUGAAAGUCACAGAGCUGCGGGGCAGAGCUGUCGACUGCUGGUUGCUGGUUCAGCGGAUUAACAUUAGCUAAGCUAGCUAACAGUAAUACUGUCAGUGGAAAGUUGAACUUGAGGUCAUCCAGCGGUUCAGCUUUGGACACAUUACAGACUCUGGAAACUAACAGAAAUGCAAGUCGAGGACGUGUUCGUGUCUGCUCCUGGGAAGGCCAUCCUCCACGGAGAGCAUGCAGUUGUUCACGGAAAGGUGGCUCUUGCUGUAAGUUUGAACCUGAGAACAUAUUUGCGACUGCAAGUCACCACCACUGGCAAAGUUUGCAUCAACCUCCCAAACAUUGACACAUUCCACUGCUGGGACCUGUCUGAACUCAGGCGGCUCAUCCAUAAUUUCCACGGUAAGCGGGACGAGGUGCAACGUCUGGAUGCUGAACUCGUGAGGAGACUUCGUGAGUUCGUCGGUGUAAACAAUGGAAACCUGGAUACUUGCAGCAUGGCCACCUUAUCCUUCCUUUACCUCUACUUCUCACUGUUUGGAUCAAGCGAGCUGCCCAGCUUGACGCUGACUGUGUGGUCCGAGCUGCCGACUGGAGCAGGACUGGGAUCAAGCGCCGCCUACUCUGUGUGUUUAGCUGCAGCUCUGCUCUGCGCAAGUGGAGCCAUUCCUGCUCCUCUCAAAGAAUGGGAUCACACUGCCAGGUGGUGUCAGGAGGACCUGGAGCUGAUCAACAGCUGGGCUUUCCAAGGGGAGAUGAUCAUCCACGGCAAUCCUUCAGGAGUGGACAACGCUGUAGGAACCUGGGGUGGCAUGCUGAGAUUCUUAGCUGGAAAGAUAAUACCACUGAGCAGGGUGCCAUUAUUAAGAAUCCUCCUCACUAACACCAAAGUACCACGUAGCACCAAGGUACUUGUUGCCAGGGUGAAGGACAAAAUUAACAAGUUUCCCUCCAUCAUGACCCCUGUGCUUGACUCUGUUGAUGCCAUCUCCUGCACUUGUGAGAAAGUCCUCUCAGAGAUGACCUGUGAGCCCAUCACAGGAGAGCACUACAAUAUUCUAGAGGAGCUCAUUGACAUCAACCAGCACCAUCUGAAUGUGAUGGGUGUGGGCCACCCUGCCCUGGACAUACUGUGCCGGGUCACGUUGGCCAAAGGGCUCCACAGCAAGCUAACGGGUGCAGGAGGAGGAGGCUGCGGCAUCACGCUCCUGAGACCAGAAACUGACUCCUUGGUUGUCCAGAGUACAGUGCAGGACUUGCGAGACUGCGGCUUUGACUGCUGGGAAACGAGUAUCGGUGGGCCAGGUGUCCAGCAGCACUCUCCCCUCUCCGUUAAGGAGGACAUUCUGGAGAUUUUAAAUCGUUAUUGAAACUCAACUGUGACUGAACAAGAGGACAAAAACGCUGUGAACUAAUAAAGCGGGCUGAGUGGACCGAGGAGCGUUGCACAGGGUGGGGCUGGACGGAGCUUCCUCAAGUAUCAAUUUCUAUAUUUUGCAGACUGAAGAAAACUCAACUUUUGAGACUAACGACAACAGCAACAAUGAACUUGUUUUGGAUGAGCAGAGUUUACAUGUAUUGUGAGGUACAAGCUCGUGUACUAAGCUCUUUGUCCACUAGAUGGCAUCAGAGUUGCACAGACGCUUUUUAUGAAACAGAAUUUACACUAAGAGACCCAUAAAAUUGAUCAGUGUGUAAGUAAAGCAUCGGCAGAAUUAAAGUGCAUUUUCUUCCAAAUGUUUAAAUCAGUAGGACCUGUCUGUCUUAAUGCAUUAGAUGAUCGCCAGCCUUUAAGUACUUUUUGCAGGCACUUUUACAUUAAAUGUUGCUGGACAACAGCAAGAAUGAAAGAGAUCUUCCUGUAGGAUUUAUUAUACUGGAUAUGAUGAUGUAGAAAAAGUCCGGAAAUAAUAAUGCAAUGACUGUAUUCAGAGAAUGAUUGACAUGUGAGGCUUCACUCUCAUGAAUUAUAAUUAUCAACACAGACGGAUGCCUUUUCAGAUUUAGUUCUGGCAUCCUCCUUUAUAUCGCUGCAUUGCUUUCUAAAGGCUGAAAUGUAAAAUUAUGCUAAAACCAAAGACUUUUCUGUUUUCUUUCAGUUCAAUUUCUUUCUCAGAGUAUUUCAAAUUUCUGUAAUAGUUUGGCGAAAUAUUAUUCUCGCUGCAGGAUUACGCUCUGUUUAUUUCUGCAGUUAAAGACUAACUGGCUGUGUUGUUUUGCUAAUAGAGGACGGGGGGAAAAGGGGGACAGCAGGAGUGUGUGUGGCCUCUACGGAGCCUCUGGAUUAGCGCCACUAUAAUGUGAAUCAACAACAAGCAGUGUCCUUCUGAGUCACACAUUUGUGCUGACACACACACACACACACACACACAUGCGCGCACACACACACAACAGCUUUUCCAAAUUCUUCUCCACCUAAUCGCUCAUCCUCCUAAGCAUUACAAAAUAUUCUGCAAAUGCCGCAGAUACAGAAGACGGAUCUGUUUAGAAUAUCCCUGAUUUGGGGAAAAGGUCAUUGUGGGAUUCGGUUGAGUUUGAAUAUCCAUUUCAUUUUCUAUUUUUUGAAUGUCAUGAAGAUUGAGUAGUACAAAUCUGGCAGUGUACGUGAAUAAACGACAUUUGUCACCCUCCCUCCU
This is a messenger RNA of Stegastes partitus (bicolor damselfish), 2723 nucleotides long. RefSeq names its product mevalonate kinase (gene mvk). The transcript has 10 exons. Gene Ontology annotation, cellular component: cytoplasm; cytosol. NCBI's taxonomy places the organism in Eukaryota, Metazoa, Chordata, Actinopteri, Pomacentridae. Gene Ontology annotation, molecular function: mevalonate kinase activity; ATP binding. The record is from RefSeq and is a predicted model, not a curated record. Bases 264 to 1457 code for a protein of 397 amino acids. Gene Ontology annotation, biological process: cholesterol biosynthetic process; isopentenyl diphosphate biosynthetic process, mevalonate pathway; isoprenoid biosynthetic process.